GCAGAGCAGAGCAGGGCUGGAGGGCUGGAGGGGAAGCUGCUAGGAUGUUUCGUCUGAGCUGCCGAUUAGGCUGAUCAGAGCCAGAGCGCACGAUGCAGUGACAGUCUACAGGAAGACACGGGCACACACACACACACACACACACACACACACGCUCACACACGCACGCUCACACACAGAGGGGGAGGGAGGGAGAGUAACACACGGAUGCGCACCAGAAAUGAUCCGCUCCUAGACUAUGGCACCGUCGGGCUCGCGUAGUAUCAAGAAGGGCUGUCAGAGAGUUUUGUACUGGAUCCCGGUCCUCUUCAUCGCCCUCAUAGUGGCGUGGUCAUACUACGCCUAUGUGUUGCAGCUUUGCAUAGCGUCCAUCGAGCAAACAGGAGAGAAGGUGAUAUACUUGCUGGUGUAUCAUGUCAUCUUCAUCCUGUUUGUGUGGGCGUACUGGCAGACCAUCUUCACCAGGCCCAUGAACCCCCUGAAGGAGUUCCACCUGUCCUACUCUGACAAAGAGCUGCUGGAGCGUGAAGACCGGGGGGAGUCUCAGCAGGAGAUCUUCAGGAGGAUAGCCAGGGAACUGCCCAUCUACACCCGCACCAACUCUGGAGCAAUCCGUUUCUGCGACCGCUGCCAGCUGCUGAAGCCUGAUCGAUGUCACCAUUGUUCAGUCUGUGAUAAAUGCAUCCUGAAGAUGGAUCACCACUGCCCGUGGGUGAACAACUGCGUGGGAUUCUCCAACUACAAGUUUUUCAUGCUGUUCUUGGUGUAUUCGCUGCUCUACUGCCUUUUUAUAACUGCUACAGAUCUUCAGUACUUCAUUAAGUUUUGGCUGAACGGCCUCCCAGACACUCAGGCCAAAUUCCACAUCCUGUUCCUCUUCUUCUCGGCCUCCAUGUUCUCCGUCAGCCUGGCUUCUCUCUUCAUCUAUCACUGCUGGCUCGUCUGCAAAAACAGAUCCACCCUCGAGGCUGUGCGUGCUCCAGUGUUCCGCCACGGCACCGAUAAGAACGGUUUCAGUCUGGGCUGCAGUAAGAACUUCCGUCAGGUCUUUGGGGAUGAAGUUAAAUACUGGCCUAUUCCUGUUUUCUCCGGUUUAGGUGACGGGUGCUCAUUCCCAGCCUGUCUGGUGAAUCUGGACCCAGAGCAGCCCUCAUCGCCCACUGGCUCCAACCCCGCCAACAAGAGUGCAGCAGAGGGCCGCCAGUUCCCCUCCAAGCCACUGACGGAGUCUCAGAGUCGACUGCUCACCAGCACCCCCUCCUGGUCAGAGGGUGACAGUGCAACAGACAAAGACAGGAAGGGUGCCAGUAACCCAGUGUUGACCAUAGAAAAUGAGGCGUAACCAGAGUCAGAGACAUAGAGGUGACACCCUCCAUCCAGAAAAACAGGUCCUCGGUGUUUGAACGUGAUGUGGUGGUGACAUCAUCAUCAGUAUUUGUUGUUUUCCACACUGCACUCUGCUCCUGAGAGGUUUACCUGCCUUAUAUCACCUACAAAGCAGAGGAAGAAAAUAAUUAUCAUUAUCAGUAUUACUCUUAUUGCUAUCAGUGACCAUUUCUGCCGCCAUCUGAGAGUAUUUGGGCUUCAGAAGAAAUGAGAAUGCAUUCCGAAGAUCACAAUUGCUUUUGUUUGUACAUGACUGAGCACAGAGCAGCAAUGAAAGAGACUGUUUUUGAACUUUGCAUACCAGGAGAUCAAUCUGAGCUGCUUUGGUGUGUUACAGUCAAUGAAACAGAAACUCUCUGAAUUAUUUACAUGAUUACUUGUUUUACGUUGUUUUCGCAGCUUAGUACAAUGAUAAACGGUGUUAUAAGUUUGCCAAUUGUUUGCACAUUCAGUAUAGAUUAGUAGUGGUGAUUAUGUGAUGUAACUAAUAUUCCUUUAGCCAUUUUCUUUUUCAGUGAAGGAUUCUUUUUUUUCCCCAUCCACCAUGUUGUUGUGGAAGUUGAACAGAUGCAUGCUCUCAUCUCAGGAUGUCAACACAAACACACCUUGUUGUAGUGAACUGUACCACAAGAUGUUCUCCCCUUUUACUUGGAUAAAAAAAAAGAAAAAAAGGUGUAGUGUUUAGUAAUUACAUUUGAAUAAGGGCUCUUCUGAUAUAGCAUGAGUGAGGAUGUUGCUGUCACAUUGAAACACCUGGAAGCUGGUUCUGCCAAAUAUCCAAAACACUGUCGGGCAGCCUACAGAACACGUUAAACUGACGGCCAAAAGCUUUUCUCCGACUGUCUCUGGAGGCGUAUCUGCGGCCGCCAGCAAAGCCUCUGUGUCAUGCUGCAGAUCUGCUCACCAUCAGAAAAGCAGAUUCUGUUGAGUGUUUUUUCUAACUCACAACACAAAGUUUUGGAUCUCCUGCAGAGCUAAAAACAGAGGAAACAGCUCCAGCUGCUUUUGAACAGUAUAUUUUCAACCGUCACUGACAAUUACUGGAUAGAAUGUAUGCUUGUUUGAAAAAGAAAAAAAAGCUUCGUUGUGACAGCCAGUGUCAAUCUAUAUUUUUCUAUUCUUCUCUCUGUAUGACUCAAGAGACAAUAUGGAUGUGUGAGGCGAUGUACUGUACAGUUGUGCUGCCUUAUAAGAAUA
Messenger RNA from Anoplopoma fimbria (sablefish), 2583 nucleotides. It is a transcript of the gene zdhhc2, whose product is annotated as zinc finger DHHC-type palmitoyltransferase 2. Gene Ontology annotation, biological process: protein targeting to membrane; peptidyl-L-cysteine S-palmitoylation. The record is from RefSeq and is a predicted model, not a curated record. Lineage: Eukaryota; Metazoa; Chordata; Actinopteri; Perciformes; Anoplopomatidae. The transcript is spliced from 13 exons. Gene Ontology annotation, molecular function: protein-cysteine S-palmitoyltransferase activity. The coding region runs from base 239 to 1342 and encodes 367 amino acids. Gene Ontology annotation, cellular component: endoplasmic reticulum; Golgi apparatus.